UAACCGCGUUCUUUAUGGUACUAGAUAGGGCAUUCGGCAAAAUUUUCUUUAAUCUUUCGUCUUGACAGACCUAGAAAGAGAGAAAUGUAUAAACACGGAUCUCUCUUUGUACUCUUUCAUUGUAUUCCUUUCUAAUAGUCUUUAUUCCAAUGGUCCAGAUAAAUCGUCAGUGAAGAAAUCAAAACAAAUUUAAAUCGAAUUGCAGUUUUAUUGAAGUGCAAUUUGUCUGAGAUUCGUCCUGACAUCCGUAAGUAAGAAUAAAUGAAAGUGCGAAUAUGAGUGCGAGUAUGAAGGAAACAGUGCAUAAUUUGAGCAAUGUCGUAAAUAACGAACACAUCCACGGAAAUGAGCAAGCAGUCAUAUCUGAAGAAUCGCCAGCCAAGCAAAAAUUAAGAAGCUGGCUGAACCGACAUCUGCGUAUUGAAAUGACUGAUGGAAGGGUGCUAAGAGGCGCGUUUCUUUGUACGGAUCGUGAUGCCAAUGUUAUUUUAGGCUCGUGUACUGAAUAUCUAUCCACAGAGCAUACGGAAGCAAGAGUUUUAGGUUUGGUGAUGGUACCCGGUCGACAUAUUGUUUCAAUACAUUUAGAUGUUUGAAGCGAUGUCUCUUCACAAGUCUGUAAAUACUAUCUCCAUUAUAUUUAUUUAUUAUACUGACAUGUACGUUAUAUGUUGGACAUUAUAUAAACAUAGUAACAUUUGCCUUGUAUAUUUUGAAGAUUUAAGUUUCGUGAUGUAUAUAAGUGGAAAAUGAAAAAUAUAAAUCUUGUUAAUUAUUGAUAUCCAGCA
Messenger RNA from Pogonomyrmex barbatus (red harvester ant), 788 nucleotides. It is a transcript of the gene Sbat, whose product is annotated as LSMD1 domain-containing protein Sbat. Lineage: Eukaryota; Metazoa; Arthropoda; Insecta; Hymenoptera; Formicidae. Gene Ontology annotation, molecular function: RNA binding. The record is from RefSeq and is a predicted model, not a curated record. Gene Ontology annotation, cellular component: NatC complex.